AUGCCGAAAUUCUUCUGCGACUACUGCGACGUCUACCUUACGCACGACUCCAUGAGCGUGCGCAAGGCCCACAACAGCGGUCGAAAUCACCUACGAAACGUCGUCGAUUAUUACCAGCAAAUUGGACACGAGAAGGCCCAGUCUGUCAUCGACUCCAUCACAUCCUCCUACGCCGCCGAAGGCCAGGCUCACGCUAAUCCUAUGUUGCCUCAAAAUCAACCCGGUGGCGCGGCAGCGGCAGCGGCGGCGGCAGCAGCAGGAUUCCCCGGAAUGCCACCACCACCCUUCAGCUUCCCCGGCGGUAUGCCGCCUCCGCCUUUCCCUGGUAUGCCUUCUGGUAUGCCACCCCCACCAGGCGGCGCGUUUCCCCAGGGUAUGCCUCCUCCGCCAGGCCAAGGUGGUAGAGGACUUCCACCGCCUCCCUUCGCAGCCGGACCCGGCGGCCUACCCAUCCCACCCCCAGGCGCCGGUCUACCAUUCCCUCCGCCAGGUGGCCUGCCAUUUCCUCCUCCGGGCGCAGUCGGUGGUAACGCGCCUCCCUUUCCAUUCCCCGGUAUGCCCCCGCCAGGCCAAGGUUUCCCCGGUGGACCCUCGCCACCCGGCGCAGCUGGCGGCUUCCCGCCUCCCCCGGGAGCGCCCGGCCGUUAG
This is a messenger RNA of Daldinia childiae, 648 nucleotides long. Its product is annotated as U1 small nuclear ribonucleoprotein C. Gene Ontology annotation, cellular component: nucleus; U1 snRNP. The transcript has 3 exons. The record is from RefSeq and is a predicted model, not a curated record. NCBI's taxonomy places the organism in Eukaryota, Fungi, Ascomycota, Sordariomycetes, Xylariales, Hypoxylaceae. Gene Ontology annotation, molecular function: pre-mRNA 5'-splice site binding; zinc ion binding. Gene Ontology annotation, biological process: mRNA 5'-splice site recognition; spliceosomal snRNP assembly; mRNA splicing, via spliceosome. The coding region runs from base 1 to 648 and encodes 215 amino acids.